Molecule: messenger RNA, 1320 nt
Organism: Caretta caretta (loggerhead turtle)
Lineage: Eukaryota; Metazoa; Chordata; Testudines; Cheloniidae
Gene: GPS2
Product: G protein pathway suppressor 2
Biological process (GO): regulation of transcription by RNA polymerase II
Cellular component (GO): transcription regulator complex
Molecular function (GO): transcription coregulator activity
Source: RefSeq, a predicted model, not a curated record
CGGAAGCGGAAGCGCGGGGGAGGGGCGGGGCUUUCCGGCGGGGAGCGAAGAUGCCGGCGCUGCUGGAGCGGCCCAAGCUCUCCUCGGCCAUGGCGCGCGCCCUGCACCGCCACGUCAUGGUGGAGCGCGAGCGCAAGCGGCAGGCUGGGAGCGUUUCCACGCGAGGGCCCCUGCAUCAGCCGGGAUCUCCCCCCCCGGGGGCGGGGGGCGGCCGGCCUGACCCCGGCUGUGUCCCCGCAGAGGAGGAAGAGGUGGACAAGAUGAUGGAGCAGAAGAUGAGGGAGGAACAGGAGCGGCGCCGGAAGAAGGAGAUGGAGGAGCGCAUGUCGCUGGAGGAGACCAAAGAGCAGAUCAGUAAGCUGGGGGAAAGGCUCCAGGCCCUGCAGGAGGAGAAGCAUCAGCUCUUUCUGCAGCUGAAGAAGGUGCUGCACGAGGAGGAGAAGCGCCGGCGCAAGGAGCAGAGCGACCUGACCACGCUGACGGCGGCACCCUAUCAGCAGGGCAUGGUCGCGCACGCCGGGACCCACAUCCUCAACAUGCAGGGGAGCCCCGGCGGACACAGCCGGGCCGGGACGCUGAUCUCGGCCGACCGGAGCAAGCAGAUCUUCGCGCCCCCCGUGAUCACGCAGCCGCGGCACUUCGCCACCCAGCCGGCCUUCGCGCCCGGCACCCCAGAGCACGGGCAGUACCAGAGCGGGCAGGCCGGGCCCAGCCCCUACGCCGUGGGGCAGGCCCAGCACUUCGCCCCGGGCCAGGCCGGGCCCGUCAGCUACGCCAGCAGCCAGCCCAUCCGCGGCCCCUCGGCCUUCCCCGCCAUGCAGUACCUGUCGCAGCAGCCGCCGGGGUACGCACUUCACGGACACUUCCCCCCCGCCCAGCCAGGUUUCAUUCCCCCCAGCACAACCAUCCCCCUGCAGAAACAACUGGAACACGCCAACCAGCAGUCCGGCUUCACCGACUCGUCAACCCUGCGCCCGAUGCACCCCCAGGCCCUGCACCCCAACCAGACCCUGCUGCCCAGCCCCCAGCUCCCUGUCCAGAUGCAGCCGGCCAGCAAGUCGGGCCUGGCCUCCCCUGGCAGCUUCCCCCACGGCUCCACCCCCCAGCAGGCCCACACGUCGGGCUUCCCCGCCAGCGGCCAGCCGGCCUCUCGUCUCCCCUUCAUCCAGGGCCAGCGCUUCUACCACAAGUGAGCCCCCGCCCGGGCCGCGGGGCGCCCAGCUCUGGGGAGGGGCCCGUGCCGACGCGGCCCCCUGCCCCCCGUCAAGGUUCCUUCCCCACUCUGAACUCGAGGGUACAGAGGGGGGGACCUGCAUGAAA